Molecule: messenger RNA, 4578 nt
Organism: Fusarium falciforme
Lineage: Eukaryota; Fungi; Ascomycota; Sordariomycetes; Hypocreales; Nectriaceae
Product: HET domain-containing protein
Exons: 3
Coding region: 1-4578 (1525 amino acids)
Molecular function (GO): protein binding
Source: RefSeq, a predicted model, not a curated record
AUGGCGUUUGCAUCACCUUGGGCUGUGGCACAACCCCCCUCUGGGUUCCCUCAGUUUGUGCCUGCGUUGCCCGACGUCUCUCAAGCAGCCUCAGUUCUCGCUGCCGCGCCAGGUCCUUACCAGGAACUGAUCCGGAGGGAGGGAGCCCUGCAGGUCGACCACACCGCAGCCCAGAUGCGGCUCAUGAGAUUCGGCAGCAAAUUGUACCCUAAGAGGACAGAGGCGAUUCAUCUUGCCGCCUGCGCUGGCGCGACCAACCUCGUUGAAGCGCUGCUCGCACGAAGUAAUGGGUCUAGUAUUAUCAACGCUAGAGAUGAUGAUGGUCGUACGGCGCUCUCGUACAUCGCACAGACAGGCAACGACGAUAUCCUUGAGAUGCUUCUAGCGGACUCGCUUUUGGACGUCAACGCGAGAGACUGCAAAGGUCGAACCCCCAUAUUCCACGCCGCAGUCAACGGCCAUGCGUCUAUCGUGUCGCGACUACUCGAGCGUGGUGCAAACCCUAACUGGAAAGACCUGGAAAGACCUGGACAGGGCCUCUCCGUUGUGCUAUCCGACUUGAACCCGCGACCAAGGCACUCCCCCGACACCAUGACACGCAAUACACCUCUUUCGUGUGCGUUGGAGAAUGAGUUCCAUGAGAUUUCGGAGAUGCUGGCGCGAGCGGAUGGUAUUGAUGCUCACGCCGAGGUUUAUUGCAAUCGAUUACAUGGUCCCAACACACUUCUUGAACUGGCCAUACGAAACAGGGAUGAAGUCAUCGCUCUCAGACUUCUUGAUAAGUAUGGAAUUGGCCAAAGCUCCGACUACCACGAGCCUGGCGGUGAGCUACUGGUUGUCGCAGCCAGCAUCGGGAGUACGAGCCUCGUCGAAAGUUUGCUUGUAACGCAUGGCGUGGAACCUAAUACCGCAUAUCCACACCCCGAAGAGAAUGCAUAUGAAACCAACGGAGAGAAUGACGUUCGAGGAUUCACGCCGCUUAUGGCAGCAGCGAAGAAAGGACACGGUCAUGUCGUCAGAUUAUUGCUGGACGCAGAGGCUAUUCGGCUGGACGCAGAGGCUAUUCGGCUGGACGCAGGCUACAACUACCGCGGCACGGCGCUCUCUAUGGCGGCAGCAAGCGGAUUUCGAGACAUCGUCGAAAUACUGGUGGCGGACAAAAGGGUAGAGGCUGACCAGAAAGAUAUCUGGGGACGAACUCCCCUGCCAUUGGCAGCAGGGGGUGCUCACGAAGACGUGGUGGAAGCCCUGCUCAUGAAUGAAACAGUUGACCCAGACUGCCGAGACAACCAGAGGAGAACACCACUCUCUCGAGCGACGGACAGGAGCCACGCUCGUAAUUACAAUGGCGUGGUCAGGAGGCUGCUUGCUGACGCUCGGGUCGACCCCAACUCCAGAGAUGAGGAAGGAAAUACUCCGCUCUACUAUGCGGCCAAGAUGGGAGACGUGAGUCUAGUCAAGCCAAUCCUAGAGCAUCCUAGGAUCGACUUGGGCUUUGGAGACAAGAGGGCGCCGCUGGCCGUGGCUUCUAGUGAGGGCCAUGUCGACGUGGUGAAAGCUUUUCUCAAGAUGGGACAUUUCGACGUGAACGCCCUCAUGGCGUAUCCGGACGAGUCAGACCGCUCGCCCAGAGUCGUCGACGCUAUUGAGGCGUUGCUUCGGGCAGAACGUAUCGACCCGGACGCCGCGGAUAUCGAGGGGAGGACGCCACUAUCGGUGGCAUGCGAAGAAGCCAAGUUGGAGUUGGUCGACCUCCUCCUCGCCUCCGAUGGUGUCGACCCAGACUUAAGGGAUACUGCCGGGCGAAACCCUCUCUCAUGGGCUGUUGCUCCGACGCGCUCUCUAGAUGAGUUGCCCUUUGACUCAAUUGACCGGCUUCAGGAGGUCAUGCGGCGGCUUCUCCAGAUCCAGGGGGUAGACCCUAACGUCGAAGACGUAGAGGGGCUGACACCGCUCAUUCGGGCCAUCCGAGGCAAGUUGGGUAACGAGUUUGUACGAGUUCUACUUGAGCGGGAAGAUGUCGAUGUGCGCCGACGAAGCCGGGACGGACGUACGCCCAUGGAAUUCGCGAGAAGGAUGGGUGAUGCGGGGAUCAUGUCGCUACUGCGCAAAACAGGCGCUUUAGGCGGAGGCAACGAGCCGCCUGAAGCCAUCGAUCCUUCUGAAUACAGCUCUUCGGAUGACGACCUUGACAUUGGAAAUCUUAGACGGCCACGCAGAGGAAAGGAAUCGGUUGAUUUACAAACUGGCCCACAACGGCGACGAUCGCCGAGCAGCUCGCUUUCGUCCGCAUUCAGGAAAGACGUUGUCAGAAUGCCACUUUAUCAAAUCUAUCAGCAUUUUACCAGAAGCGUCCUCCUGCCACUGGGCGCGCAACAAGAACAUCUCGAUCUGGCAGAGGGCAAUGAUGCAGAACUAUGCGCAAAGUGCAACGCCAUCGACCUAGACGAGGCGUUUUCUAUCCGGAAUACCGACUAUAGAGGCCGUGUUAUCGCGAAGCUGGGGAGAAUAGACGGAACGUGGAAGGCGAGGGAAUGCCCCAUGUGUCGAGUGAUUGCAGCCGUCAGUUCUCGUUGGCGAGUUGCUGCGGAGGGAGAUGCCGAUGAAGACGACAACCAGUUUGUACUAGUCGCCUUCUCCAGCACAGGAAAGUGGCUCUGCAACAACGGGCUAGACUCAUGGCAACACUUUACAGAUUCCUGGAUCGACACUAUGUUCCUCGGUGUUAUUCCUGAUUCAAUUCGAGAGGAGCAUGCCGUCAACUCCUUUGUUCUCAGGUCGGGUUUUAUCAGCCGGCUCGGUUCCAACUGCAAACGCAAGACACAUGCCAUUACAAUUGCUCGGGUGGAAGACGGGGUCGACUUUGCCGCUGCCAAGGGCUGGAUUGCAUGUUGUCGCGAGGAGCAUUUGGAGUGGUGUAACCCUCCAACGCUGGCCCGCGUGCCGCAUCUUAGGCUGAUUGAUUGUGCGACGAGGAGGAUAGUUCAGCAGGGUGACCAAGUUCCCUCGUAUGUGGCUUUGAGCUACGUAUGGGGUGCUCCUCCUACUGCCGGCUCAGGAGAGAAGAGCAAGUUGAAACUUGGCAACAGCAACCUCCCACGGGAUAGUCUUGAUAUAGGAGAGAGUAUCGAGGCCGUUGUCGAAGAUGCUAUCCGUGUCACGCUGGGGCUCGGAUAUGAGUUCCUCUGGGUGGAUAGGCACUGCAUCCUCCAGGAAGGGGACAGUAAGGUCAAGGAGGAACAGUUGCAGAGAAUGGACCUUGUGUACGCAAAUGCUGAAGUGACGUUGGUGGCUACGGCCGGACAAGCAUCGUCCUCUGGCCUGCCCGGCGUAAGCAGCCGAUGUCCUCGAGUGUCACAGCCCUCGGUGCGGAUCAAGGGUCAUGCUAUCACCUUGAUCCCCCCAGUUCCCGCCCAUCAAAUCAAAUCUUCGACCUGGAUGACGCGGGGGUGGACCUACCAGGAGGGAUUGCUGGCUCACCGCCGCCUCUUCUUCUCAGAGAGCGAGAUGUCGUUCGAGUGUCGCGGCCUCCUCGCCCGCGAGGCCAUCCGCCUCCCCGCCGGCGUCGAGCGACAGAUGAGCCAUCUGGACAGGCGUCUGAUGGAGCCCUCGUGGAUCUACGAGCCCUCAGGGAUAGUGUCUUCGGGCAAGGGCGGCAUCGAUCUAUUCGAGCGGCUAGCCGAGUACACGAGGCGGAAUCUGACCUAUCAGUCGGACGCGCUGAAUGCGAUGCUAGGCAUCCUCCGGAUAUACGCCACCUUCGAGAGGAGCCCGAUCUAUCACAUCUGCGGCGUACCCAUCCUUCGCGGUUCAGGGGAGGAAGUUUCUAGACGACAGAGUUUCGUCACCAGUAACGAUGGCGGCAGCGACGACGACGACGACGCCGGAGUCGCCCUUGCCGGCUUCGUCAGUGGCCUCUGUUGGACCCUCCAGUCUCCGGGUGUCCGACGCCCCGGGUUCCCAAGCUGGUCGUGGACGGGGUGGCAUGGUGUAGUAGACUACCAAUUUGAAGAGCCUUUCAUGGUCGACUUUGCUGACGGCUUCGAUGUGGAAGUGUCUAUCGUGCUCGCGGAUGGCAUUGCUCCUAUGCCCUGGAGUGACUACUAUGGCCGACUGAGGAAUACAGUGGUCAAGGAGAGCCGGUACAGCUCCGUCUUUUCUCACCACCAUAUGCUUGAUAUCACGGCGGACACCAUCACAGCCCGGUUCUGCGAGCGACACAACUUCGGCAGUGACUCUGUGGAGUGGAAAGACACUGUGUGUAUUGGGGACGAUGUGUGGGAGGGUGAUUUCGCGCUUACUCAAAAAGACAGCCCUCCCUCGUCAGGAGAUGACAAGGUUGGGUUCGUUUCGAGUCUACGGCGAAGGCUGCUCGAGGAGUCGUGGCUAGGCAUUGUGCUGGGUCCAUCAUUAGACACGGAUCACGGACCCAACGAGAUCUAUGUGCUCGUUGUACAAGAGGUGCCACCGUUGGCGAUCGGCGCGAUUACGCAUUGGGAGCGUGUCGGUCUGCUAGCUAUUGACUACCCGACACUCGAGAGCGAGAUGUUGGAGCGGAGGAAAUUAAGGCUUGCGUAA